AUGUCCCCCUCGGCCGUUCCCUCACCUACCACACAACCACCCCACCUAAACCGCAAAACCACAAACGACAACACCUCCAAAAUCCCCGCUUGGGUAAAACCAGACCUCACCCGCCUCCUCCGCGUAGAACACGCCCCCGGUUCCUUCACUAGCCGCUCCGUCUCCCUCGUCUCCCUCCCCCCGGGCGCCCUCUUCGCCCGCAUCACAAACCCAACCCCCGCAACCGUUGCCUACUCCUCCGUGCAAGCGUCGCGCGACCUACACAUUGAGCUCAACAGCGACCUCGUGUACAUCAACCACAGCUGCGCGCCCAGCCUGGUGUUUGAUAUGGCGCGGUGGGAGAUACGGGUUAGUGAUAAGGGGCAAGGGUUGAAGGAGGGGGAUGAGUUGACCUUUUUUUAUCCGAGUACCGAGUGGGAUAUGGCACAGCCUUUUGAUUGUUUGUGUAAGGAUGAGGUGUGUGUGGGGAGGGUUGGGGGCGCGAAGGAUAUGGAUGAGGGGGUGCUGGCGAGGUAUUGGAUUAAUGCGCAUGUGGAGGAGUUGUUGGAGGAGAGGAGGGGGGUGGUUUGA
This is a messenger RNA of Pyrenophora tritici-repentis Pt-1C-BFP, 570 nucleotides long. The record is from RefSeq and is a predicted model, not a curated record. Lineage: Eukaryota; Fungi; Ascomycota; Dothideomycetes; Pleosporales; Pleosporaceae.